This is a messenger RNA of Fusarium keratoplasticum, 1938 nucleotides long. Its product is annotated as Nuclear protein localization protein 4. The transcript is spliced from 4 exons. Lineage: Eukaryota; Fungi; Ascomycota; Sordariomycetes; Hypocreales; Nectriaceae. Gene Ontology annotation, molecular function: ubiquitin protein ligase binding; ubiquitin binding. Gene Ontology annotation, cellular component: nucleus. The record is from RefSeq and is a predicted model, not a curated record. Gene Ontology annotation, biological process: ubiquitin-dependent protein catabolic process. The coding region runs from base 1 to 1938 and encodes 645 amino acids.
AUGUUGCUGCGUCUCCGGGGCCCUGACGGCAUGGCCCGUCUGACCGUCGAGCCGACCGCCACCUUUGGAGAUCUGGGGAAACAGCUUCUCGAUCAGCUCCCCAAGACAGUCGACCCGACCACCAUUUCUCUGUCAAACGCACCCAACGGAGGCGACUCGAAGCGGCUGGCCGACAUCAUCAACUUCAAGGUUGGCCAGAUCGGCCUCAAGCACGGCGACCUCAUCUUCCUCAGCUACAAGCAUGCCGACACCACCAACGGCGACCUCGCGGCUUCCAACACCUCAGCCAGGCUCAACGGAAAGCCCGUCCUUCCCACCGAAGACCUACCCAUCAACCCGAAACCCGAGAGAAUCGCCAGGCCAUGGGAGGUGGUCCGUCAGUCGGCCCUCGACGACCGGUUAGAUCGAUUAGAUGGAAAGAUUCCCCGGGGUCGUGAUCGCAUGUGCCGCCAUGGCCCAAAGGGCAUGUGCGACUACUGUCAGCCUCUGGACCCCUUCGACCAGGGCUACCUAGCAGAGAAGAAGAUCAAGUACCUAUCCUUCCACUCAUACCUACGAAAGAUCAACGCCGCCACGAACAAGCCCGAGCUGGGGGCCUCGUACAUUCCUCCCCUCGUCGAACCUUACUAUCGAGUCAAGCACGAAUGCCCAUCCGGUCAUCCCGCAUGGCCUGAGGGUAUCUGCACCAAGUGCCAGCCCAGCGCCAUCACUCUACAGCCUCAGCAAUUCCGCAUGGUCGACCAUGUAGAGUUUUCGUCACCUGCCAUCAUCGACAGCUUCAUUGAUACUUGGCGGAAAACGGGUUCUCAGCGCUUGGGUUAUCUCUAUGGGAAGUACGCCGAAUACACCGAGGUUCCGCUUGGCGUCAAGGCCGUUGUGGAGGCCAUCUACGAGCCCCCUCAGGUCGAUGAGCUUGAUGGCAUAACUAUGAACGCAUGGGAGUCACAGAAGGAGAUUGACGCCGUGGCCAAGCAUUGCGGACUGGAACCCGUCGGCGUCAUCUGGACCGACUUGCUGGAUGCUGGCAACGGAGAUGGCUCUGUCAUCUGCAGACGUCAUGCUGACUCGUACUUUCUCUCGUCUCUGGAGAUUACCUUCUCGUCGAGGCUACAAGCACAGUAUCCCAAGUCCUCCAAGUGGAGUGACACGGGCAGUUUUGGUUCCAACUUUGUGACAUGCAUCAUUACAGGCAAUGAGGACGGUGAGAUUUCCAUCUCGUCUUACCAGAUGUCCAACGAGUCAGUCGAGAUGGUACGCGCCGAUAUCGUCGAGCCAUCCGCCGACCCCAACGUGAUGCUCGUGCGAGACGAGGAGGAAGACGAUGGUUCUGUCAGUCGCACUCGAUACAUCCCCGAGGUCUUUUACCGCAGAGUCAACGAAUACGGCGCCAACGUUCAGGAGAACGCCAAACCGUCCUUCCCCGUCGAGUAUCUCUUCGUCACACUAACCCACGGCUUCCCUGCCGAGCCCAAGCCCAUGUUCACCCAGCAAGGAUUCCCUAUCGAGAACCGAGAGUACAUUGGUGAAAGCCAAGAGCAUUCGGCGCUAUCCAAGUUCAUCAAGUCAUCGCCCGGAAAGCAGCCAACGGGACAGGAGGUGUCCAACUUUCAUCUCCUGUGCUUCAUUCACCAGAUGAGCGUCCUCUCCAAGGACGAAGAAGCCCUGCUCUGCCGUGUGGCGAGUCAACACGACCUCGCCGACACUUUCCAGCUCCGUUCCACCGAAGGAUGGCAGACCCUCCAGGCCAUCCUCCAAUCGACUGGUGAGAGAAUCCCCAAACGUCAGCGGGAGUGCGACGAUGAUCCCCAGCCCUCCUCAUCUUCCACGUCGCCCUUCCCACUCCCUGUUCGCGACUCGGGUGAGCCCCUUGCUAAGCGAUUUGCUGCCUUCAGGCUGAACGAGCGCGGUGCCACGUCCGCCCAUCCGUCGCCGCCCUAG